UUAUUGUUGAUAAAAUUUAUGAAUUCGACUUGCCACUUCUACAGAAAGCAAGAAAACUGGAGUGAAAUUCUUCAGUAUUACUGAUGAAUCUUGCUGCUUAUGGCGGGGAUCCAACAGGAAACUUACUCUGCGUCAAUUUUAAUCAGGACUGUAGUUCUCUGGCAGUUGGCUCAAAGGCCGGAUACAAAUUGUUCUCUUUAAAUUCUGUGGAAAAGUUGGAGGAGAUAUACGAUUAUGCUGAGACAGAAGACAUUUGCAUAGUAGAAAGACUAUUCUCCAGUAGUCUUGUAGCCAUUGUCAGUUUAUCUGCUCCUAGAAAACUUAAAGUCUGUCAUUUUAAGAAAGGAACAGAAAUAUGCAACUACAGUUAUCCCAACACAAUCUUAGCAGUCAGGCUAAACAGAGUGCGACUGCUUGUGGUGUUAGAAGAAAGUUUAUAUAUUCACAAUAUUAGAGACAUGAAGGUUCUACACACAAUAAGAGAUACACCUCCUAAUCCAUCAGGUCUAUGUGCCCUCUCUGUAAACUCUGAUAAUUGUUACCUUGCCUAUCCUGGAAGCAAUCAGAUUGGUGAGGUCCAGAUAUUUGACUGUGUAAAUUUGCGGGCAGUAACAAUGGUUCCUGCCCAUGACUCUCCUGUAGCUGCUAUGGCAUUCAACUCUGCUGGGACCAAACUAUCAACAGCAUCAGAAAAGGGAACAGUUAUCCGAGUGUUUGCAAUUCCUGAUGGAAUAAAACUUUAUGAAUUCAGACGAGGAGUGAAGAGGUGUGUAACUAUCAACUCGCUCGCCUUUAGCCAUGACUCGCUGUUCUUGUGUGCGUCAAGUAAUACAGAGACAGUACACAUUUUCAAGCUAGAAGCUCCGAAGAAAGAGCCUCCGGACGAGGCAAGCGGUUUGAUGGGUUACUUUGGAAAAGCGCUCUCCCCCAGCAGCUAUCUCCCAGUGCAUGUCGCAGAAGUGUUCAACCAAGAGAGAGCUUUUGCCAGUGUUCGAUUACCACAAGCAGGUCUUAGAAACGUUUGCGCCAUAGCAAUGAUUGGCAAGCUUCCACGCUUGUUGGUGUCCAGUGCGGACGGUUAUCUUUACAUCUACAAUAUCGACCCUGAGGAGGGAGGGGACUGUACGCUGCUCAAACAACAUAGGUUAAUUGGUCAAACUGAAGGCCUUGAAAAACCAUCGGAAGAGGAAAGCACUUCCGCCGAACUUAACCCAUCUCCAACGAACAAAGAAGAAGAAUCUCAAGAUACGAGAGUUCGAGCAUCAUCACAAAACAGUCAGAAUUCUCCAACAACAGGUGUAUGUGACCCCACCCAAGCCAUGACGGCCUUUGGUGACCUGCAAGGGCCUGGAAACCUAAGAUUGGACGAUGAGACUGAGUAUCCACCGCUGACUGUACACAACGAAUAGAGUCUCCGUCAAAUCUCUUUCUUAGACGGUCUUCGCUUUCUUCACUUUUUAUGCCCAAAACCGCUGUAUUCAGCAGUAGAUCUGAUGCGGACACUUUUUAAACGAAGAAGUUCUUGUAGGAUUUCUUGUACUCUUUUUGAUGUGUUUGUUCUGAUUUUCCUUGUUUAACGAAAGAAAAUUUUCUCGCAGUCGUCAAGUUUGUUCGCAAGAACAGUGUUCCUUUGAGGAUAAGAAGGUAGUAAGGUUUUCAAAGCUAUUACAUUGCAUAGAAAUUUUUUUGUAGAAGACAAAGAUUUUAUGCGUUCUUGUGCGAGUGAGUGUUUUGGGUGGAAGUGUCAAAAGUGAUUUUUAAGUUAUAAAGUUAUACGAUAUAUGCAUCUAUUUGAUUCUUCAAAUUCAUUGAUUAAACAGAUCCAUUUAACUUUCUGUGUACCGUAAAAAUGUUUUCGAUGAAAGGAAAGUUAAGUCGAUAACACGACGAUUUAUUGAAGUUAUGUUUGUUUUGGUUUCUAUUCUCGAUGAUUUAUUGUAGUCAGCUUUCUAUAAGCCAGCUGAUUGUUGUUUUGUUGGGGAUGGGCUGAAACCACGAAUUUGGUUCAUUACCGAUGUAUAUUAUGUCGAAAACACCAGUAGGAAAUGAUUUGAAAAUGAAAACCAUGGGAACGGCCCGUAUGAUAUCACAACGUGAAGUAACAGGUGCCAUUUGGUCGUUAGCCAAUCAGAUCAGUUAAAUUACGCCCCCCGUGUCCCAUCAAAUAAUGCACGAGUUGAGGUGAAGGUCGCCACUUUUUGUCUUGAAACGCCCUACGGAUCCUAAAUUGUUAGGGGACUUGGAAGUCAGUGUUCAUCCAAUCAAGAGAAUCCGCAAUUUUUCUUGGUGGAAACGGAUUUUCUCCUGGCAGCAGUCCCAUGAUGCAGAAACAAGUUCAGGUGACCAAAGAGUAUAUCAUCAGUUACCCGAAGGAAAAUGCUGCAGCGAAGGCGAAGAGGCGAACUCUUCUUCCCACAGAUCUCGUAACGAAGGUUGUAAUUGUUGAGGGAGGUACACAAUCUUCGCUAACAGCGAGCGAACUGGCCGAGAUAUUAGAUAUGCAAGUUGGCAAUCACACCAAAAGAACCAAGACCACCCAGCUACACUGACUAUAAACAGCACACGACAUCUUUCACUACCGAUUGCUUUUUGUCAAUACAAGAAAGGCUACCGGAGACAUAACAACAGUACCAGCCCCCACAAUUUGGAAAUUUGCUCUGUGAACUUGAAGUUAAUUUAAAUGUAGAAAAACAACUUUGCAUAUGAAAACUGAUACGCAAUUCCUUGAACGUAUCUUAGCUGUGUUGAUCAGUUAAUAUUUUCUUUUCUUUUUUCUUUUCUUACACUGUUCUUUACGGCCACUUCACUUUAAUUGCAACUUUGUUAACAUCGGAAAAGGAAUUUAAAAAAAUUCGCAAACUACAAAAAUAAUAUCUUAAAAUUAUUCUUUCAGCUAAAAAAAAAUACACUGCUAUUUUCUCUCAUUUGUUAUUAAUCGUACGUAUUAAAGAGCCAUUUAAAUA
Pocillopora verrucosa is the source of this 2963-nucleotide messenger RNA. RefSeq names its product WD repeat domain phosphoinositide-interacting protein 2. Lineage: Eukaryota; Metazoa; Cnidaria; Anthozoa; Scleractinia; Pocilloporidae. The record is from RefSeq and is a predicted model, not a curated record. Gene Ontology annotation, cellular component: cytosol; extrinsic component of membrane; phagophore assembly site membrane. Gene Ontology annotation, biological process: autophagy of mitochondrion; nucleophagy; protein localization to phagophore assembly site. Gene Ontology annotation, molecular function: phosphatidylinositol-3,5-bisphosphate binding; protein binding; phosphatidylinositol-3-phosphate binding.